Molecule: messenger RNA, 1563 nt
Organism: Poeciliopsis prolifica (blackstripe livebearer)
Lineage: Eukaryota; Metazoa; Chordata; Actinopteri; Cyprinodontiformes; Poeciliidae
Gene: cers3b
Product: ceramide synthase 3b
Biological process (GO): ceramide biosynthetic process
Cellular component (GO): membrane
Molecular function (GO): sphingosine N-acyltransferase activity; DNA binding
Source: RefSeq, a predicted model, not a curated record
AUGGGGCCUUUGUGGGGGCUUGGCAUUCCAAGGGAAUUCUUGCAGCAACAACAAGGGUGUGAUCAAGAGAGCAGGCAACGUGGGAGGGAAGGACCCAGGACUUUUUCAUCAGACAGAUUCCCAGACAACACCCAGCAUUGCUUGCUCUGGGCACAGCGUAAAGCUUCUCUCUUCACUGUUGAAACUUGUCAAGACAACACCGCCUGCAGCAUCAUGUUGCAGACGAUCAAAGACUGGCUAUGGUGGGAACGUCUGUGGCUUCCAGAGAAAGUCUCCUGGGCAGAUCUCGAAGACAAAGAAGAUCGAACUUAUGCCAAAGCCUCUCAACUUUAUGCAGCUGUGCCUUGUGCUCUCUGCCUGCUAGUUGUCAGAUACCUCUUUGAAAGGUUCUUGGCCACACCACUAGCUGAUGCUCUAGGGAUCAGAGACAAGGUACGUCUCACAGCUGAGCAAAACUCAACCCUGGAGAAGUACUUCUACAGCCAAACCCGGAAUCCUUCAAAGGCUGAUGUUCGGUCCCUGUGUAAGAAGAUAGGCUGGCCAGAAAGGAGAGUACAAGUGUGGUUCAGGAGGAGGAGGAAUCAAGAUCGACCUGGGCUUCGGAAGAGGUUCUGUGAAGCCAGUUGGAGAUGCAGCUUUUAUCUUUGUGCAUUCCUUGGAGGACUUUUCGCCCUUUACGAUAAACCUUGGUUUUAUGAUCUAAAAGAGGUUUGGGCAGAAUUUCCUAAACAGUCCAUGCUCCCAUCACAGUACUGGUAUUAUACCUUGGAAAUGGGCUUCUACCUUUCUCUGCUCCUCAGCCUAACGUUUGAUGUAAAAAGAAAAGACUUUAAAGAGCAGGUGAUUCACCAUGUAGCCACACUGACACUUCUGAGUUUCUCCUGGAUUUCUAACUACAUCCGCAUUGGAACUCUUGUGAUGGCUGUUCACGACUCUUCUGACAUACUGCUUGAGGGAGGAAAGUUGUUUAACUACGCAAAAUGGGACCAGACUGCUAAUGUUAUGUUUGUGAUAUUUACAACUGUCUUCAUGGUGACAAGACUUGUUAUUUUUCCUUUUUGGCUCAUCCACUGUACAUGGGUGUACCCAAUGGAGAGGUUUGACCCCUUCUUUGGCUACUAUUUCUUCAACGUCAUGUUACUGGUUCUACAAAUUCUACAUGUCUAUUGGGCUUUUCUAAUAACAAGAAUGGCUUACAAGUUUGUCUUCAACAAGCAACUGGACGGCGAUGUUCGGAGCGAUGAAGAGGAGGACGACAGUGAUUCGCAAAAGAAUAUAAGACGCAAAAUGAAUCAUAUUAAUGGUGCCAUGAAUGGUGCCAGAGAUCGAGCUAACGGCCACUGACUUACACAGAGAAAAGAGGAGCAUCACCCAUGACAGAUGGACACUUUCUACUGAACUGUGAAGGAACAUAAAUAGUGUGAUUUAAUUUUAGCCCUAAUUAAAACUUAGGAUUAGCUCGUUCAUGAGUUUACUUGUAUUUUAUGAGGGUACAAAUUGGCGCGAUCAUAAAAAAAAAAAAAAAAUACAAGACUGAUUUUGACACUUGAAGUUAUAUGAACC